GGCAUUCAUAGCAUUCAAUUCAAUCAUUCAUAAAAAAAAAAUAAAACAUUCAAUCAUUACAUUAGAGUCUAUUGUGUUGUCAACUAAUCAAUUGAUUAGUUAGUAUUAAACAGUAUAUGAUAUAAGAUAUACAGUGAUUGUAAUCAAUCAAUCACUACUACUCCAACACAUAGUAUCGGGUGUCCACUAUAGUGGCCACACACACACAAAACAGGCGUUAAUGACCGCUACCGUGGCUACAGUCGUGGCUGGCCAGCAAUCAUCAACAUCGACGUCGUCAUCGUCAUCAUCAUCAUCAUCGGUGGUCAAUAACAACAUCAACAACGAUAUGCUAUCGGAGUUGAGACUAGAAAACAGCCGUCUGUACGAUGACCUAUGUCUGGAGCAACAACUGAAUCAACUAUUGGACGCCAUUCGUAACUAUUCGCUAAUAUUGAUCAACAGCUGCCACUGUAAUCCCAAUCAAGAAAUCUGGGAAAAGUUGAACCAAUUGAACAACGAAUAUAAGUGUCUGAGGACACGAAAACUUGCCGACGAUGGCGGCGGCGGCAGUGACCAACACAGCGGCGGUGGAGGAGGAGGAGGAGGAGGAUCUGAUCAUACAUUCGGUGAUAUAUUGUGUAACACGAGUGGUGGUGGCGGCGGCGGCAAACAACCGCACAACACCACAGUUGGUCUUAUGGCCACCGAUCCGGUCACCCGACAGACGACAACGGCGGCGGCGGCAUCAAUGGUAACCUGUGUGGACUGUCAGCAACAGUUCGAUUCGGUGGUCGAUCUGGACGUUCACCGCACAGCUGUCCACAAGACAAGUGUUCAUCAGCCGUGUGUCUGCCAGGAGUGUCAUCAGAUGCUGGACAGCGAAGAACUAUUAUCCAUACAUUUGAUUCAGAAUCACUUUGUCUGCGACAUCAAAACCGAAGACUCUAACGAAGACAAAUCCGAGACACUGUACGCUAAUAGUGCAACAGUGGCCGUCAUCGAUGCCUAUCAUAAUCAACAUCAUCAUCAUAAUCAUCACCACCACCAACAACAACAACACCACCAGAAUAUGCCAUUCCCGGCGCACACUACAGGUGUCGGGGCCGGCGGUAGCAGUGGUUACGAUCCGACCAGCGGUGAACGUAUACCAGAAAAUCGUAGCGCAUUUCUUAGUCAAUUGAAUCUUGUGUCGAGUCUCGACCAAAACAACAGGAAUAGUUGCGGCGAAAAUUAUGGUAUGCGUCGGCUAAGAGAUAGGCCACCAAAGAAGGUAGCCAUACGUAGGUCAAGCAAUACUACGACAACCCGAAGAUUGAUAAAUGUCGGCACAAAUAAUGGUUUGUUUGGCGGCGACAACAAUCGUGACAUUAUUCCUGAGUUCAAAUGCGACGAAUGUGUACCGAAUCAAUGGUUUAAUCACGAAAGGGAACUGGAGAAGCAUAUGAACAAACAGCACAAAAAGUUGAAACCGUUUGCCUGUAAUGUCUGUACCGAUACGUUCUUUGCCCGACUGUCCCUACUCUAUCAUAUGUCCCAAAAACAUAAGAUACUGGCCUUCGAGUGCCAGUAUUGCGAUUACAAAACCCGUACCAAACAUCAUCUGACUCAGCAUAUGGUUCGCCAUUCGGAUGUCCGGCCGUACGAGUGUAGUGUCAAAGGUUGCGAACUCAAGUUCAAACGCAAAGAUAUGCUUACCAGACACGAGGCCUGCCAUAAAAAGCGAGGACGAAGUAGACCGUCGAAGAAUCGAAACAACAACAACAACAAUGCCGCCGACGGACUACUUGUUGGCCAUUCAUCUCAUCAAAGAAUCGACAUAAUUGUCUAGAAAAUAGUCUAUAAAAUUACCGGUAAUAUCGUUGUUGUUGUUGGAACUAUUAGAGAUACCUAUCGGUAACUGGCCGUUAUUUUCCGACUUACCGGUAUAAACAAUAGUUUACCUCAUUAUAUAAACACAAAAUAUUAAUUAAUUAAAAUUAUUAACUAUUUAUAUAUUUAA
Molecule: messenger RNA, 1981 nt
Organism: Oppia nitens
Lineage: Eukaryota; Metazoa; Arthropoda; Arachnida; Sarcoptiformes; Oppiidae
Product: zinc finger protein 39-like
Exons: 3
Coding region: 221-1810 (529 amino acids)
Biological process (GO): regulation of transcription by RNA polymerase II
Cellular component (GO): nucleus
Molecular function (GO): DNA-binding transcription factor activity, RNA polymerase II-specific; RNA polymerase II transcription regulatory region sequence-specific DNA binding
Source: RefSeq, a predicted model, not a curated record